UAAAGCUACGCUGUCUGAGUUGGCUGCGUUCGAGAGUCGAAAAGUUUGGUAUUUGCCUCUAAACAUAGUGCAUAACUCAAGAAAAAAGAAGUAUCGCCUGGUAUGGGAUGCUAGAGCCGCAGUCAAUGGAGUGUCACUGAAUUCGAAGUUAUUAAAAGGUCCAGAUUUGUUAACUGCACUUCCAGCAGUUGUUUGCAGAUUCCGUGAGCGAGUGAUAGGUUUCGGAGCAGAUAUAAAAGAAAUGUAUCAUCAAAUGAGAAUACGCGAGUCCGACAAGCGCGUGUUGAGAUUUCUAUUCCGUAACAAUCCCAAUACUGUUCCAGAGGUCUAUGUAAUGGACGUGGCAACUUUCGGUUCAACCAGCUCACCCUGUUCAGCGCAAUAUGUAAAAAACUUGAACGCGAAAGAGUUUGCCAGGCAAUUUCCAGAAGCAGCUGAGAAAAUCAUCAAAAACCACUACGUCGACGAUUAUUUCGAUAGCGCAGACACCGUUGAACAAGCUGUAAGGUUGGCAAAAGAAGUUCGGCUUGUACACGCAAGAGGAGGUUUCGAACUUCGCAACUGGGUAUCGAAUUCCAAGGAGUUUCUGGAAGCCAUGGGAAAAGAACGAACCGACCAUGACGUUCGUUUCAGCGAGGACAAAGAAACGGGUCUAGAACGGGUGUUGGGAAUCGUCUGGAGUCCAACUAACGACGAAUUUUCGUUCUCAAUCCAAUUAAGGGACGAUCUCGUGCCAUAUAUUUCAAGCGAAAAGCUGCCAACGAAAAGAAUCGUCAUGAGCUGCGUGAUGAGUUUCUUCGAUCCGUUAGGGCUGUUGUCGAUUUUCACGUUCUACGGAAAACUGAUAAUCCAGGAGCUAUGGCGAAGUGGAUGUGAUUGGGACCAGCAAAUAGUUGGAGAGAGUGCUGAGAAGUGGAACCAAUGGAUAAGCAGACUGCCAGAGGUCGAAGAUGUGCGCAUACCUCGAUACUUUUUCCGACGCACUGAUACACUGGACUACAACAGCGUAGAACUCCAUGUGUUCGUCGAUGCAAGCGAGAUCGCGUACGGAGCAGCAGUUUACAUUAGAAUAGGGGCAGCUGAUGGACCGAAGUGUUCUCUGGUGAUGGCAAGAUCAAAGGUCGCUCCGCUAAAACACCUUUCGAUUCCUCGUUUGGAGUUGCAAGCGGCAGUAAUGGGAACCAGGCUGGCGAAUUCUGUUGCUGAAAUACUAUCCUUUAAGCUGAAACAGCGAUAUUUUUGGAGUGAUUCGAGGACGGUGCUAUCAUGGAUUCAUUCGGACCACCGAAGAUAUAAACAGUUCGUUGCGUUCCGCAUUGGAGAAAUCCUUGAUCUGUCAAAUCCAACAGAGUGGCGAUGGGUUCCAAGCAAAUUCAACAUAGCCGAUGCGAUGACCAAAUGGAACAAAAAUCAUACAAUGCGAUCUGAUGGUCCCUGGUUCCGUGGCCCAUGUUUUUUAUAUCAGUUGGAAGAAACCUGGCCUGAGCAGGAUAGGAUUAAACCGAACGUGCAAGAGGAGUUACGAGCAUGUUUUCUAUUUCACGAUGUUGAAACAAAAGAACAAAUUGUGGAUGUGACACGUUUUUCCCGAUGGAAGAUUCUAGUUCGAACAGUAGCGUGCAUCUAUCGGUUCAUGUCAAACUGUCGAAGGAAGCGAGAUGGCUUAGAGAUUGAAGCAAUUCCGGUACCUGUUGACUGGCAGCAGCGAGUAAAGCGUAGUAUACCUGCGAUAAUAGUACCUUUAACACGAAAGGAGUUCCAGAAGGCAGAAGCGUAUCUCUGGAAAUCAGCGCAAGCAGACGGGUUUCCGGACGAAAUAAAGGUGCUAAAGAAAAACCGUAAGCUGUCGUACGAAAAAAUGCACGAAAUAGAACAUGACAGCUAUCUUUACAGCAUGAGUCCCUUUUUGGAUGAACAGGAUGUAUUACGGAUGGAAGGUAGGGCUGCCCGAGGUUCAUCAUUACCAUUUGAACUGAGAUUCCCGAUAAUUCUGCCCAAAAGGCAUACGAUUACCGACAAACUUCUUGAAUAUUACCAUCAGCAGAUGGCCCAUGGUAAUACUGAAACUGCUGUAAAUGAAAUACGACAACGCUUCCGCAUCCAGCAUCUUCGAACAGAAAUGAAAAAGAUAGAGAAAGCUUGCGUACGCUGCAAAGUGAAGAAGUGCAAACCGAGACAUCCAAGAAUGGCACCACUUCCAGUAUCACGUGUAACACCAAACCAACCACCGUUCAGCUAUACCGGUGUAGAUUUCUGUGGCCCAUUUACAGUAACCGUAGGACGUCGUUCGGAGAAAAGAUACGUUUCGUUGUUCACCUGCUUGACAACGAGGGCCGUACACCUUGAGGUCGCUCAUAGCUUGACGACUCAAGCGUGCUUGAUGGCGAUACGUCGUUUCGUGUGUCGGAGAGGUAAACCGAUCGAGUUCUUUUCCGAUAACGGAACAAAUUUUCAAGCGGCAAAUAAAGAAAUCGCUAGGGAUAUCGGAAACAAAGCUGCAGAAAUGUUCAACGACUCCAGAACCCAAUGGAACUUCAAUCCGCCGAGUGCCCCACACAUGGGCGGGGUUUGGGAAAGACUGGUGCGGUCUCUUAAGGCAGCGUUAGCCGUCAUCGAUGACGGACGAACGAUAACCGACGAAGUAUUGCUAACUGUACUGGCGGAGGCCGAAGAUCUCAUUAAUUCGCGUCCUCUAACGUACAGGUCACUAGAUCCAGGAAUUGAAGAAGCCUUGACACCUAACCAUUUUGUCCGAGCCGUGGGAACUAUACGAACACAAUGCGCCGUUCCCCCAACAAAUGACGCUGUAGCUCUAAGAGACCGUUACAAACGAUCGCAAUUGUUAGCAGACAGACUGUGGACUCGGUGGGUUCGUGAAUAUAUGCCGUCAAUCAAUCAGCGAACCAAAUGGCACACGGAGUCACCUCCACUAGCAAAUGGUGACUUGGUUUACAUAGCAGAUGAUAUCGUACGGAAGAACUGGAUCCGUGGAAUCGUCGUUGAAGUCUACAAGGGAGCAGAUGGGAGAAUCAGACAAGCCCUGGUGAAAACAGCGAAAGGUAAACUGAAGCGGCCCGUUACGAAGCUCGCUGUUCUUGAAGUGCAGGAUCGUAAAUCUGGUUCAAUCGAAGAGACUUCACCAGAGUUACGGGGAGGGGCUGUAGACGCACCAUCCAAAAACAGCAAUCAGUGAGUACCGCCGGAGUAAGGACAACAUACAUUUGAAAGGAGAUACCGUUAUACCGACGGGUGACAGGUAAAGAUAUAUGUAAAGUUGUUAUGCGAAAGAGGGAGAAGAAAAAAAGUAUAGCAUAAGUCAGAAAACAGGAAAAGCAUAGUCUAAAUAGUGCAAGAAAGGUGAUAGAUAAAGCUACUUAGAAAUAUUUUUAUAGUCGGUUAAAAGGGCGUGUGAAUUGAAAGAAGGAAAUUUGAAAUUUAUAUAAGGAGAGAUUUCGUAAGCAUUCGAACUAGUAACCUGAAAUAGAAGAGAAAACUAUAAAUGUAAGUAAGAAAAAUGAAUUUAAAGGAAAGUGAAUUAAAAUUGAUUUGUAUGUUUUAAAAAUAAAUAGUUUUGAGCUGACUCAACCAAAAGAGCUGCUACGGAAAUUUUGUUUGUU
Molecule: messenger RNA, 3617 nt
Organism: Malaya genurostris
Lineage: Eukaryota; Metazoa; Arthropoda; Insecta; Diptera; Culicidae
Exons: 2
Coding region: 242-3193 (983 amino acids)
Biological process (GO): DNA integration
Molecular function (GO): nucleic acid binding
Source: RefSeq, a predicted model, not a curated record